Molecule: messenger RNA, 593 nt
Organism: Alosa sapidissima (American shad)
Lineage: Eukaryota; Metazoa; Chordata; Actinopteri; Clupeiformes; Clupeidae
Gene: lin7c
Product: lin-7 homolog C (C. elegans)
Biological process (GO): maintenance of epithelial cell apical/basal polarity; protein localization to basolateral plasma membrane; neurotransmitter secretion
Cellular component (GO): basolateral plasma membrane; synapse; MPP7-DLG1-LIN7 complex
Molecular function (GO): L27 domain binding
Source: RefSeq, a predicted model, not a curated record
CUCAGUAGACCCCAUAAUCCCCGCUUUAUCACUUGCUAGAGUGCUUAACAGCACAAAGAUAGAACGGACCAUUGAUUGAACGUUUCCGAAGGAGAAACGGAAUAAUCCGGGCUGAAAUGGCCUCGCUAGGAGAACCUGUCCGGCUGGAAAGAGAUAUUAACCGAGCCAUUGAACUACUGGACAAGCUUCAGAGAACCGGAGAGGUUCCCCCGCAGAAACUCCAGGCACUCCAGAGGGUUCUACAGAGCGAGUUCUGCAAUGCCGUCCGUGAGGUGUAUGAGCAUGUGUAUGAGACAGUGGACAUCAACAGCAGCCCAGAGGUGCGAGCCAGCGCUACUGCCAAGGCGACGGUAGCGGCGUUUGCGGCCAGAGGCCACUCUCACCCGCGUGUAGUGGAGCUGCCCAAGACUGAGGAAGGCCUGGGCUUCAACAUCAUGGGAGGCAAGGAGCAGAACUCCCCAAUCUACAUCUCCCGCAUCAUCCCCGGCGGCAUCGCCGACCGCCACGGCGGGCUCAAGAGAGGGGACCAGCUGCUCUCCGUCAACGGAGUGAAUGUGUGCAUCCCGGCAGAAAGUGCUAGAACUGCUCUGUAA